Messenger RNA from Mesocestoides corti, 1425 nucleotides. Lineage: Eukaryota; Metazoa; Platyhelminthes; Cestoda; Cyclophyllidea; Mesocestoididae. The record is from the annotation of a GenBank genome assembly.
AUGCAGAUACAGAGGACUUAUUUAAAAGCGUCUGGCCUUACGGAUAUGUUUCGUGGAAUCCGUGCGCCUGGAUACCUUUCCUUCAUCAUCACUUUGGCCUAUCACAUUUUUUUGGCGGAGAAGGUCGACGUGGCUGUCGUUGAGGUCGGAUUGGGUGGACGAUAUGAUCAUACCAACGUCGUCCAGCACCCCCGCGUUGUGGCCGUGUCCUCGAUUGAGCUGGAACACAAGGACAAACUGGGCAGCACGAUACGCGAAGUUGCAUGGAAUAAGGCUGGAAUUUUUAAGGUAUGGCUCAUUUCCAUCAUUGCCACCACUUUCAGUCCUGCAGUCCCAGGUGUUGUGGCGACCAACCAACCAGACGACGCAAUGCAGGUUUUUGUUGAGGAAGCUCGAAGUGUCGGCGUAAGCGCUACAAUUACCGUUUCCCCCUCCCUUCUCAGCCUCCCAAUCCCUUGCCCGCUGUUCGUUGCCCCCCGAUUCGUGGACAUUUGGCAGGAAAUCGAACGUGACGGUGGUGCUGAGGUCUCGCAGCGUUUCGCCGAUUUAGUGCGCGAAAAGGGCGUACCCCCGGUAACUGAGCGCAACAUUUGUCUUGCCCUAGCGGCCUUCAAGCUGUGGCACGAUCAGGCGCCUGAAGUCGCUCCACUGCCUGCUUUCUGUGUAACCCGCAUCGGCAGUAUUCCUGGAUCCAGGAAAACCGACGCCUUCAGCCGCAUUUCUUUCCCUGCAGGAAUCCUCUCGGCGCGCGUGGUUGGACGGUUCCAGGUGGUUCAGGUGACCAAAAGUGUUACCUUUUUCCUCGACUGUGCGCACACAACCGACAGCAUCAAGCACUGCUCAAAUUGGUUCAAUACUGCUAGCGAAAUGGCCACCUCCACCCCACGCACCCAGAUAAUUCGGAUUCUGCUCUUCACGGUAACUGGGACCCGUGACCCUGGACCAAUGCUUGAGCUCUUGCAGGUACACAAUUUCGACGCCGUCCACUUCUCAGGCUUCAAAGGCAGCAACUUGGUAAGGAACUUCGGCAAAACUCCCAACGCGGCCGCCUGCAAAGCCUCGUGGGAUCGUUUGGGCACGUCGACGCCAGCAUCGGAGCUGACUGACGCCGAAGUCGUCCCAUUCAUCAGGACCCUGAAAGGUUGGGACGGUGAAUCGCGCCUGAAGCUUAACUGCGGAGCAGCGAGACCGAAGGCCAUUCAAGUCUUGGUGACUGGCAGUGUUUACCUCGUUGGCGAUGUGCUUUCCAGCUUCCUCUCGUGGUUUGGUCAGCUUGGCAGGCGGAAUAUCCCGCUUCCAGGACAAUCCGCUGCACCUGCUGGCGUCAUCACAGCGUCACAUCACACACGCACGCACACUCGCGUUGACAAUCGGUCGCCUAUCACAGCGCUUUCAACACAAACACGCCUUGUGCGCAAUUCGUGA